Messenger RNA from Psylliodes chrysocephalus, 723 nucleotides. The record is from the annotation of a GenBank genome assembly. NCBI's taxonomy places the organism in Eukaryota, Metazoa, Arthropoda, Insecta, Coleoptera, Chrysomelidae.
AUGCAAAAGGAGAAGAACAAGUGGAGACACAUUUCGAAGGUAAUAGUAAAUGCCAUUCUAUUUUGCAUAAAAAAUAAUGAUGCGCUGGGAGGCACUUCUAAAAUUAUCGGUAAUUCAAAUUGUGGCCAAUUUCUAAGCUCAAUUGAACUAAUUAGCCACUAUGACAGUAUCAUUAAAGAUCACAUUGAGGCUCAAAAUAAAGGAAGUGUACUGUUGAAGAGUUUUAUUGAUUUCAUCAAUACCCACGAAAAAACUGGCGAAGGGCUUGCAAAAGAAGUAGAGGAAAAACUGAUUACUGACAAAUUGGAUAUAACCAACAUCAGAGGGCAAUCAUACGAUAAUUGCGCAAAUAUCGCUGUGGGAGUCCAUGCUAUUCAAAUAGAUCCAAAAAUGCAAUCCUUUUUCGAAACAGUUCAACAAAUAUAUAACUUUUUUGUUGGAUCACCUUUCCGGUGGGGACUGUUGAAAAGCAGACUUAAGACGUAUUUAAAAGGAACAAGCGAUACACGCUGGUCAUCAAAAGCUAACGCUGUCCAUGCUUUAAACUCCCAGCUGGAAAAAGUUCUUGAAGAGGUCAGCGCAUCGGAAGAAGGUACUGGAAAUACGAUUGUGCAAUCAAAGACAUUAUUGAAAUUAAUAAAAAAAAUAAAAUUUCCUAACAAGAAACGCAGCAUGAUGUAUCUUAAGGUGCUCGAAUAUUUCAGGGACUGUUGGACGAAAUGA